AGAGAGUUGAAACAGGUCUCUCGCUUUCUUUUGCCUCCGCACCUCUAUUUCUCCAUUUCUGCAUUGCACUUUCCUCCCUCUCUUUCUCCCAAACACCCAAACAGUUUGACACAAACAAGCAACAACUUUCCAGGAAAUCAAUCACUGCUGACGAUGUCGACAUGUUUGCCCUCUGGUCUCUGGCGGGCUCACGUAGCUCAGGCUCACUCCAAAACAGGCGUCAGAGUGUCAAAGUAGACCAUUAGCCCCACCACUAGUACCUCAGGGCUAGUUCAGAGUGAGUGGACCAACCGCUGUGAGGUUCUGGACACUGGUAAGCCUACUGAGGGUCAGGGGUCUGAAGAAUGGGCUCGUUAAAGACCAUGUCAGGUGGACUGCUGCUGGGUUUUUGUCUCACCUUGCUGGGAUGGGGAGCUGAGGGACAAUGGAACGGACGCCCCAAGAAGGAGAUAUCGGGCAGUAGCCCUAUCAACCUUGGCCAACAACAACGAGGCACCUGGUGGCCCCUGAUGCAGACCAGAGAAAACCUGACAGAGGUCAAAAGCAUCAAGUCCAUGUUCCAGUUCCGGACGUUUGACCCCGAGGGGGUGGUGUUCUAUGGGGACACCAAGGAGGGAGAGGACUGGUUUGUCCUGAUCCUCAGGAACGGCAUCCCUGAGAUGCAGAUCGGGAAAGCAGACAUCCUCGUCAGUGUUCAAGGGGGACCCAAACUCAACGACGGCAAGUGGCAUCUGGUGGAGAUCAGUAGCCAGGGGGAUUUUGUGGUGCUGGAGGUGGACGGCCAGAAGGGGUUGGUGGUGGGACUGAAGUCCAAAGAGACCAUGGAGGUUCUGACAGGCCAGAUCCGCCUCGCCCUCGGGGGAAUCCUGGUCAGCCUGGACAAGCUGCUCCUCCCGUUCCAGCCAGAGAUGGAUGGAUGUAUCCGGAAGGGGAACUGGCUAAACCUGAGCACCCCCUGGGAGACAGAGUUGAUUGGGGAGCCCUGGCCCUGCUACCAGAACAUCCAGCCAGGGAGCUAUUUCCCCGGAGCUGGGCUGGCUGCAUUCAACACCACAGACCUCCCUGGCCACCAGACAGAGGAGGGUGGGGUUACUAUUGACAUCCAUGGAGACUCCACUAAGAUGGAAGGAACAGUUCUGAGCUUGAAGACCCCUGGGCAGGAAUUGCCCACCGUAACAGUGAAAAUCAACAAUAACCCAAAGAAAGUCAUACUGACCAUCCUCAAGCGUGACACCAUCACCGAACAGAGUUUCGGCAAACUGUCCCUAACCCUGUUGAAGAAUCAAGUGAACAUGGACAUCGAUGACACGCACCUAACAUUUGAGAUCGACAGUAUACCUGACUUUCCUAGACACUGGAAAGAGGGGAUGAUCCUUGCAUUUGGGGGGCUUCCAGGUGAUGGAGUGUCCUACAGUAGCAUCGAGUACCUGAAGGGCUGUCUGGAGAAGAUCCAGGUCCAGGGACAGGAUGUGGAUCUGGACCGGGCGCUGUACAAGGACCUCUCCGUUUCCUCCCAUAGUUGCCCCUCAGAAGUCUGAACCAAGGCUAUCCUGACAGAUCAGAUCUGUGAUGACUGUAUAGAUAAUGUCAUUUAUCUCCAUCAAUCGCCCUUCCCUGGUCGCAUAAGCCUAAUUACAAAUCCCCCCUCCCCCGUCUGCAUUUUAACUGGCUCAGUCAGUAUUCCUUUACACACAGUCCUAAUUUUAACAAUGGCUAAGAGAGGUUUGACCAUAGAAUUAGGAAUUAGAAUACUAGAAUGGAAAAUAACCUUCUUAUGAUGGUCCAAAGGUCAGCCAUGUUGGUGAGGGAGUUGGUCAACCAUGGUUUACCAGUGCUGUGGUAAGAUAUUGUGUAUAAUAAUGAAUGUGAUGAAUUUAUCUGCACAGUAUGUGUGUUAGCUAGCUAGCCAGCCAGUUUUAGAGGAAUGAUUCCAUGAAGUGUUCUAAUUAACUGCCAGUAUGGCCACAUUCCAUUCAAACAAUACAGUCAAUCCACAGUCAUACACUGGCUUAAAUCAGUUGAUGAUAGGACUUAGACAAGUUGUAAAUGCAACAAGUACUGUUAUUGCAUCAUAUAACGGCACUCACAGCUUUCUGUUUACAUAUAUUUUAGAAGCUAUUUAUACAGAAAAUUGGUAUAAAAUCCAUAUAAACUUUAUUUAUAAUUAUAUGACAAUAUUGUAGGUUGACUAUAAUUUCAUUUCACAAUUUAUGACACAUCACAUGGCUUACUUUUAUUUUCCUACAUAAGUAAAAGCAGGAAAUGCAUCACCAUUCAUUCCAAUUAGACUGGUUUUGGAUUUAUUCCUGACCAAGAUAGCUGCCAUUUUGCCCCAUUAUGGAACUUUGAGGGUUUAUGACAUAGUCCCUCUAGUAAUUGAAUAGGAUCUCUAUGGGUUUGACAGUCAUUGUUUGCCUUUGACCAGGUUAUGGGGUGUAAAAUGAGCAGAUGAGAUGGGCCAUUGCUUUCUGAAUUUUCUGUCAAUAAAGAUACAUUGAGCUUGUAGUAGAUGA
Salmo salar (Atlantic salmon) is the source of this 2513-nucleotide messenger RNA. It is a transcript of the gene shbg, whose product is annotated as sex hormone-binding globulin. Lineage: Eukaryota; Metazoa; Chordata; Actinopteri; Salmoniformes; Salmonidae. The record is from RefSeq and is a predicted model, not a curated record. Gene Ontology annotation, molecular function: steroid binding.